GUGGAGCCUCCUGUCUCAGACUCCACUCAGUCGUCGGUCAAGGUGUUCGCCAUUUUGCGUUGAGUGUGAGAGGAUGCCGUCAAUCUCUCGUUUAUUUUACUUAUUUAGUGAAUGAAUAUUGGUAUACAAUCGUGGUAACUUGCGAAAUUUCGCCAUAAUGACGCAGUUUUUGCCGCCGAAUUUGCUGGCGUUGUUUUCGCCGCGCGAGCCGAUCCCGUAUUUGCCACCUGCUAGCAAACUUCCACAUGAGAAGAAGAAUGGUGGUUACGUCGGCGUCGGGUGUUUCCUCAAGUAUUUCGAGGAUCCUAAGGAUACUCCACCACCUGUGCGUGUAGAGACUCGAGAAGAACGUUUGGAGCGUAGACGAAGAGAACGUGCAGAGCAAGUUGCAUAUAAGCUCGAACAAGAAAUUGCAGUAUGGGAUCCAGCUGGUAUUUCCAAUGUUACAGCAGAUCCCUUCAAAACUCUCUUUGUAGCUCGAAUCAAUUAUGACACCUCAGAAUCCAAACUGAGAAGAGAAUUUGAAGUAUAUGGACCGGUAAAAAAGAUUGUGGUAACACAUAAUACAAUUAAUGGCAAGCCUAGGGGAUAUGCUUUCAUUGAGUAUGAGCAUGAAAGAGAUAUGCACUCGUGGUGGCCGCUGCCGGCAACUAGUGCCGUUCACUAUUCCAUGCAAUCCCUGAACCUGCCUGAUAAGAUAGCUGCAUAUAAGCAUGCCGAUGGUAAGAAAAUAGACGGUCGCAGAGUAUUAGUCGACGUCGAGCGAGCGAGAACAGUGAAGGGUUGGCUGCCUCGAAGACUCGGCGGUGGCUUAGGUGGUACUCGUAGAGGUGGCCCCGACGUCAACAUCAAGCAUUCAGGACGGGAAGAUAAUGAAAGAGAACGGGAGCGAUAUCGCUUGGAACGUGAGAGAGAAACCUCGGGACGUGGCCUGGAUAGAGACAGAGAUCGCGACCGUUUGGAUAGAGAACGUCGCAGAUCACGCGAUCGUAAGCGAAGGACCAGGAGCAGAUCACGCGAACGCAGACGCAGGCGAAGUCGCGACCGAUUGCCGGAUCCCGAUAUCGAAGAAAUUGAACGGCCACGCGACAGAAGAGAUCGCGAUCGCGAUCGCGAUCGGGAUCGUAAAAGACGGCGGUCACGAAGCAACGAUCGCGAUCGCGAUAGGGAUCGUAAGCGAGACAAGCGGGACAGGGAUCGUGAUCGUAGAGACAGAAAGGAUCGCGGCGAUCGUCAGGACGAGGAUACGAAAGAGAUACGUAUUAAGGAAGAACCGUUGGAUGAUUAUCCAGACUACAGCAAUACGUUUGCGACGUCGGGUUCGUAUUUUACUGCGGUAAAAUACGAAGACGACAACGAUCAGGAAGUGGAAGAGAAAUACCGGAUUCCGGAGGGUCGUCCCGAUCCACCUCCAUAUAACAAUUACGAUUCCGUACAAGAUUAUUGAUCUCAAACAGUACAUGUUUCUCUAUCGUAUCCCUUUUUCACCAUCGCUUUAUUUUUAUCGUUGCAUUGUCUUUAUUGCGAGCAUAAUACUAGCGAAUUAGCUCUUUUAAGAGCGAAUCAAGUUCGCUCUUCAAUUAUAUAAAGUAUUCAGACAACUAUUAUGAAUGUCGCAAAACAAUAACACAAGUUCUGUAAAAUAUUUAAUUUCUAUAGAAUUUCUAAAAUAUGAUAAAUAGAAAAGAAAUAAUUUAUAUGAUUACAAUGAAAAAUAAGAAGAGAAAAGAUACGACAUUUAGUAAAUUAAAUUUUGAUAUAAAAAGUUGAAAAAAAGUUGGAUAUAUUGCUACAUAUGUUAUGCAAUAUAAAAACGGCUGAUAAAUGAUGUACAAACAUGAUCGCUAAAGAUGAAUGACAUUCAUUAAAUUAUUACGAGGAAUUUACGAAAAUUAUAUAUACAUGUAACUAUUUAUGCCGUUUUGGAAUAUAUUCUCUACUUUUUUUUCUCUCUUAUCCUCUUCCUAUCAUUGAUAAGAAUAUAUUUACAAUAAAAAAUCUAUAACAUUGUUUUUAAUGAAUUAAAGAGCAACUAAUGAAUUGUAGCAGAUCAUGUGAAACUUCACGAUACAAAAAACAUGAACUCGUAAUUGAUUGAGAGUACUACAUUAUUUAAACAAUAUAAUUUAAUAAAUAAUAAAGACAAUGAAUAUAAUUUAAGUAUCGGUCAUCUAAAUACAUGUGUAUGUAAUUGCACGCGCGCGUGCAACACACACACAAAUAUACAUAUACCCAAAAUUUGACUCAUGACUGCUAUGUAUAUUAAUAUGUCAAGUAAAAUAAAAUGUGAAAUUAACUUGUUACACA
Messenger RNA from Wasmannia auropunctata (little fire ant), 2307 nucleotides. RefSeq names its product U1 small nuclear ribonucleoprotein 70 kDa-like (gene snRNP-U1-70K). NCBI's taxonomy places the organism in Eukaryota, Metazoa, Arthropoda, Insecta, Hymenoptera, Formicidae. Gene Ontology annotation, molecular function: mRNA binding; U1 snRNA binding. Gene Ontology annotation, biological process: mRNA splicing, via spliceosome. The record is from RefSeq and is a predicted model, not a curated record. Gene Ontology annotation, cellular component: precatalytic spliceosome; U1 snRNP; U2-type prespliceosome.